UCGUGGAUAUACAUGUACUUAUAUUCACACACAAUAUUGAGCUAUCACAGAAGAAUCUUGGAGUGUUUCGUAAUUUCAUCCAGACAAACUGCAUUUUUCAAUGUCGUGCAAUGUUGCCAUUUGUUUGAACAAGUAGAUGGUCAUCGCUCUGUGUGUCACAGGCUCAUGGCUGCAGCCAGAUGGUUCAACGAGUGCGUACAGAGAUGGAGGGAGGUGGUUCCUGUCUCUCCAGUUGGCAGAGCAGAAGAGUCGAGCCCUAGGGCAGUAGCUGGGGAGCCCCUGUGGCAGCUUCCACCUUGACCACAAGGAUGCUCGAAUGUCCCAGUGUUAUGAUUCGGAGUGCGAGAAAAGACCACCUAGAAACCGAAUUGGGUCAGACUGUGAGCCAUUACUGGCCAGGACUACUUCUGCCCCGCAGAGCGGCAGGCACAGAAAAGUAGGGAUGAGCUAGGGAAAACCGGCCCCUUUUAAACGCAAAAACCACACUCUGAAAAAAUUAUCUAAUUGUUCAAGCACGGUCACAGGGGGCUUACGUGACGAGAGGCACAUAAGUGAGGGUUUUGUUUUCUACAUUUUAUCAUGUUCCUUCCAGAUGGUAGGAGCUCCGACCGGCCUUGCGCCCCCGUGCCGCAAGCUAUUUGCAGACGCAGAUAGCGUCAGUUAGCCUGGGCACUGAGAAAUUUUACGACCUGCAGCUGGCAAGAUAGGCAUUCAGUUACAAGUGGAUUGUUUUGCUUUCUUCUUAUAACAAUUUAAGUUUCCCACCGGCACAAGCCACCAGAAGCUUUGGCCUCAACACCUGUGGAUGGUCCCUAGGCCCUAACACCGGAGGUGGCUCUCGGGGGCGCAGGCUGAGGGACUCUGCUUGUCCCCGAAAAACAGCCUCCUAGAGCCCAGGAUCUUCUCAGGUCUGCGUACGCUUUCAAGUUCCACCGCCUCCCAGUGAGUCGGUGGCCCCAGGGGCCGCAGCUUAUUCCUCAGGUAGAAGCUUGUCGUCCCCUCUCGCGUGUUGGUUCCCGCCGGAUCUCUCCGCCGCGCGAGGCUGGACCGCCCGGGUCGUGACCCAACGCUCAUCGCUGAGGACUGUGAGGAGAGAGGCCAAGGCCCAGCGCAUGGUGGGCCAGCCCCGCUACUGAGGAAAUGAAAAGUGAAGGAGCCACCUUCAGAACCGGAAAAAAGCUUUUUUCAGUCAGCUUCCUUCGGUUCUGAGGAGCCCGCGCCACGCGGCGUGCGCGCGCGCCAGGAGGUGGCGGCCGCCAGGCCCUCAGCCUUCCCGGCAGCCUCCGCGCAGCGCUGCCCGUAUAAAAGUCGGGGCGGCUUUUGUCUUUUCUCACUUUGUUCCUGUCAGGCCGCUCCGCCCCGUGCCUUUACGCCGCCUCCCUCCCUCGACAGGUGUGUCGCUCCCGAGAAAGGCGACCAGACAGGCCGUCCAGGCCCCGGAGCUCCUGGAGGCCCGCGGGCGGCGGGGUGGAAAUGUGGCCGCUGCGGGUCUACACGCGCAAGAAGCGGGCGGGCCAGAAGCUCAACCUGACUCCGACGCCCGACGCGGGCUCCGCGGGGAAGGCAGAGGCCCCGCCUGGCCCGGGCUGGAGGCCCCGCCACUGCCUGAAGCGAGAAGGCAAAGCGCGCGCGCUGCCGAAGAUCGCGGAGACAGUGGAGCGGAGCCGGCGCGGCUCUGGGCUGCUCAGCACACAGUUAAGAGUUACAGAGGAGAAAAGCCUGGAAGAAAAUAGCAGUAAUGAAGAGUCCCAGGAUGAGAAGAUUGCCCUACUGGGUGAGUCAGUGACUGACCUCCAGGUUGACAGUGGUUCAUCAAAUAGUGAGCUAGUAUCAGGAUUAAGUUUGCAGCAUGAUAUUUCCAGUUCUCUCCUGAGCUAUUCAAUCUCAGAAUCUUAUACAGGAUACAAGAGUGGUGAAGAGAGUUUAAGUAGCUUCCCGUCACCUGAAGUGUUCAGAGGAUCAGAUUAUUUAGAUUGGGAGUGUCCCAAGUUAAAAGACCACCUGCAAUGGAAGAAUUCCACUCUUUUGGACACCAGUAAAGCAGUGACAAUAGAGAAGGCACCACAGUUUUCAAAUCUCUCUGCAAUUUUAAGUGCCUCUUCAGAAGAUUAUCAGAAAUGCCAUAAUAAAAUAGUGAUGACAUUAGCAGACCAAAGUAUUUCUCCAAAACCAAAGUGUACUUCAAAUUCAGAAUCAGAUAAUGCAGCUUGUGAAGUUUUACUUGCUGAGAAAACUUGCCCUUCAAUCCCUGCAAAAACAAAGAAAAAACCUGAAAAAGAUUCUGAACAUAGAGAUACAAAUUUCCAAACAGAAUUAAACUCUCAUCUAAAAACCAAGAUUUCAUCAUCUUACCAUAGGUCUGCUCUUGAAAGCAGUGCAGGUAGACCAGUUACGGACACUCUGCUACCCCAACCCCUGGAACCUGCAUUGAAAACAAAUUCCAAUACUCAUGAGACGAAAAAUAGAGGCCUAUUAACAAGCACCCCAUCUUCAGAGGCAGCUGGUUUUGUGCUUGAUUUGUCCUCAGUGCAGAAAACCUCUUCUGAAGAACUAUUUCCAAAUGUCAGCAAUUAUGUUAAUUCAAAUGAAAUUGUUGCUGUGUCAAGUUUGCAAGAACAUUCUUCAAAUGAGUUUCCUUCAAAUACAUCAGAAAUAUGUUGUAUUAUUAGAGCAUCACCAGGAACUAGACUAGUGAAAAGUAAAGGUGUUAUUGUAAAGAAGAAGAAAUAUUCUCCUCCUAAAGAUAUUCCUCAAGGAAAAAUGUGUAAUUACUCAGUGGAGCUUUGGAACAUUUUAUGAGUAAGCAGCCAGUGACGGAAUUGAAAUUUAAUAGAUUGUGUGUAACUUCAGCCAAGCACAGUUCACUCUUGACCCUUGUUCUCAUAUCCUCGACAAUGCCUUCCUUGAGCAUCCUCCAAGGCCACAAAGAUCUCUCUUUAUUAAAAAGUUUCUUGAAUACGUAAGUCAAUACCACUUAUU
This is a messenger RNA of Microcebus murinus (gray mouse lemur), 2979 nucleotides long. The record is from RefSeq and is a predicted model, not a curated record. Lineage: Eukaryota; Metazoa; Chordata; Mammalia; Primates; Cheirogaleidae.